AUGGACUCAGAGAACGGGGGAACCCGCCCGAUGUCAUCGCUCUCGAGACUCAAGCCUCCCUCCGUCAGCGCCGCGGCCGCGCUGCAAGAGGUCUCAGAAUCGCAAAAGAACGUCAGAAUACCGCAGCCGUCCCAAUUGCCAACCGGCUUGACUGGCCUCAAGCGCCAGUUCCCCGACCAGCCAUCCCGACAGCCCGAAGCGAAACGUAAGACGACCAACGACCGAGCAGGAGACUUUGGCGCGCGCUCCAUCGGUCCCGCCGCCGCCGCCGGUUCCAACAUCAGGCCCGCCCCCAAGGGCAUGAGCCUCGCCAACCUCAACAACCCAGGACCUACACACUCCCGCCAGCUAUCCAAUGCUUCACGGCCGCCCUCGACGAGCAACUAUGGCAAGAGCGUUGGCUACGGCGCGCGACCCCUCACAUCGCAUGGCGACAGGCCGCAGACCUCCAUGUCCUUCAGCAAGUCUACCAACGGCAGAGCGCGAUCGCAUACCCGCACAAGGCCUGUGACGGCAAUGGCCAAUCAUGUCGUGGAGGAUGAGCCAGUCGCUGGCAAGCAGCAGAAUGGUACGAUGCCACCGCCAUCUUUCUUUCAGCCAUCUCAAUCCAGAGCCGGACCGCUUCCAGUGAGGAAGUCCCGAGCAAGAUUCUCUCAGUCUCUUUCAUCAAUUUCUAUUCCAACUUCACCCACCCCUAGAAAAAGCUCUCUCAGCAGUCUUGUCGGUCGUAUGGACCGGUUUCACAUCGACGAACAACAGGCAGAUCAGCAAGCAAUCAAUGGAAAACAAGUGAUUCCAGAGAAAGACAAUCAGGUACAGCCACAGCAACAGCAAGCUGCUGUUUCACUCAGCAACGUCACCGUGCGCUCCAGACGCAAAGAGGAAGAGAAUCCCCUGGCUCCCACAGACCAAGAGGUUCAAGCAGACCCAGUGGUGCCGCCGCCUAGAACACCCGUCCGAGUUGUCAGAAAGGCAAUGUCGGACUUUGAAUCAGCCCUGAAUGUUGCACUCACACCCAGAACUGUCGCUGCUUCUCCUUCUCCUACCAAGUCAACUCAGCCCUUUCUGACCAAGGAAUCUAACUUGCGCGGCUUCACAGCAUGGGACGUCGACGAGCGAUUGCACGAAGUCGAGGCCCAAUUCAAGGCUAUGAAGGAGGUCAUGCAUGGCUCACUAACCGACCGCAAAGCGAUGGAGGACGUCAUCGAGCUGGCGAAGACGAGAGCGAAUGACAUGGAGCGAGAACGUGAUCAACUGAACCAAAGAAACUCAUCUCUACAAUCGGAGCUGAAUGAAUUAAGGCUUCAAGUCCACUCACUGACCCUAGAUCUCGAAACGGAACGGAGAAGUCACCAGUUCGAUGUCGAAGGGCGGAGUCGAGAGCAUCAGCAUGAGCUGAACGAGCUAAGGAGAGAACUCAAAGAUGAGACUGAGCGGGCGCAGAGAGGACACCGCGAAGCUCUGGAGGCCCUCGAGAGACAUUACCGUGCCGAGCUGGAUGACGAGCGAAGCCAGAAGUCCAAAGAAGUGGACGACCUGCGUACGAGGCUCGACUCCGAACAACAAGAUCUGCACCUGGCUCUGCAGGGCAAAGACCGGGAAAUGCAAACCAUGCAAAGCCAGAUCGAGAUGCUCAAGCGUGACCUUGAGCAAGAGCAGCUGGCCAAGAAGAACCUCCAGCAGAAGUUCGCCGAGCUGUCCACGACCAACAUGACACUGGAGGACCGCGGCCGUGCCCUCCGCGCACAGAUUGAGUUCUUGGAAUCUGACAGCAAGCAGCAAUCCGACUCAUUCGCCAGCAUGGAAGCCAGGCUGCAGGAGGCCCUCAAGAUCGCCGAGGAGGCGCGCCAGAAGCUCAUCAAGGAGGAGACGGAGCGACGGGUGCUUUUCAACAAGUACCAGGAGCUCAAGGGAAACAUCCGGGUCAUGUGCCGUGUACGGCCAGUGAUUGACAGCUCCGAGGGCGAGGAGGCCAAGCUUCUGUUCCCCGAUCUCAAGACGUCAGCACAGAUCGACGUGACGGGACCGGAAGAGAAGAGCAGUCUUGGUGUCGUGAGCCGGAAAACAAUUCCUUUCGAGUUCGACCGAGUCUUCACGCCAUCGGUGCAGAACGAGGAUGUCUUUGGCGAGAUUUCCCAGCUCGUGCAGAGCGCUCUCGACGGCUACAACGUGUGCAUUUUCUGCUACGGCCAAACAGGUUCAGGAAAGACGUACACCAUGUCCUCCGCCGAUGGCAUGAUCCCGAGGGCGACGCACAUGAUCUACGACACCAUCACCCAGCUCAAGGAGAAGUCGUGGAGCUACACGAUGGAGGGCAGCUUUGUGGAGGUGUACAACGAGGAGCUCAACGACCUGCUCACGUCCAGCAGGGAGUCGGACCCGAAGAGGAAGCUCGAGAUCAGGCACGACGACGCGCGCAAGUCGACGACCGUCGUCAACUGCAAGACGGUGCGGCUCGACUCGCCCGGCAUGGUGGAGACGAUGCUGGCGCAGGCGCAGAACAACCGGUCCGUGGCCGCAACAAAGGCCAACGAGCGCUCGUCGCGCUCGCACUCGGUCUUCAUCCUGCGGCUGACGGGCGAGAACGCGGCGACGGGCGAGCGGUGCGAGGGCACGCUCAACCUCGUGGACCUGGCGGGCUCGGAGCGGCUCAAGCACUCGCAGGCCGAGGGCGAGCGCAUGCGCGAGACGCAGAACAUCAACAAGAGCCUGGCCUGCCUGGGCGACGUCAUCGAGGCGCUGGGCCGCGGGUCCGGGCACGUGCCGUACCGCAACUCGAAGCUCACGCACCUGCUGCAGUACUCGCUCGGGGGCAACUCCAAGACGCUCAUGUUUGUCAUGGUGAGCCCGCUCGAGGCGCACCUCAAGGAGACGAUUACGAGCUUGAGGUUUGCAACCAAGGUGCACAAUACGCAUAUUGGCACGGCCAAGUCGACCAAGAAGCUGAAGGAGUAG
Molecule: messenger RNA, 2955 nt
Organism: Thyridium curvatum
Lineage: Eukaryota; Fungi; Ascomycota; Sordariomycetes; Thyridiales; Thyridiaceae
Exons: 5
Coding region: 1-2955 (984 amino acids)
Biological process (GO): microtubule-based movement
Molecular function (GO): microtubule binding; microtubule motor activity; ATP binding
Source: RefSeq, a predicted model, not a curated record